This is a messenger RNA of Trypanosoma cruzi, 972 nucleotides long. Its product is annotated as 60S acidic ribosomal protein P0. Gene Ontology annotation, molecular function: large ribosomal subunit rRNA binding; structural constituent of ribosome. Gene Ontology annotation, cellular component: cytosolic large ribosomal subunit. NCBI's taxonomy places the organism in Eukaryota, Euglenozoa, Kinetoplastea, Trypanosomatida, Trypanosomatidae. The transcript has a single exon. Bases 1 to 972 code for a protein of 323 amino acids. The record is from RefSeq and is a predicted model, not a curated record. Gene Ontology annotation, biological process: ribosome biogenesis; cytoplasmic translation; ribosomal large subunit assembly.
AUGCCGUCUGUCUCCGAGGCCAAGCGGGAGUACGAGGAGCGUUUCAAUGGCUGCCUCACCAAGUACGGCCGCGUGCUUUUCUGCCUGAUGGAUAACGUCCGCUCGCAGCAGGUGCAUGACGUUCGUCGCGACCUCCGUGGUUUGGGUGAACUUGUGAUGGGCAAGAAGACGCUCCAGAAGAAGAUUGUGGAGAGGCGCGCGGAGGACAAGAAGGCCAGCGCGUACGACAAGUUGCUUUACAACACGUGCAUCGAAAAGAAGCUGUUGUGCGGCAACACCGCCCUCAUCUUUACGAAUGAGGAGAUCCCAGUCAUCACGGCCGUGCUGGACAAGCACCGCGUACAGGCCCCCGCCCGUGUGGGCGCCAUCGCCCCAUGCGACGUCAUUGUCCCCGCUGGUAACACCGGCAUGGAGCCCAAGGCGACAUCCUUCUUCCAGGCACUGAACAUUGCGACGAAGAUUGCAAAGGGCACAGUCGAAAUUGUGAGUGACAAGAAGGUGCUGAGCGUUGGUGAUCGUGUGGACAACUCGACGGCCACGCUGCUGCAGAAGCUGGAUAUCUCCCCGUUCUACUACCAGGUGGAGGUGCAGUCCGUGUGGGACCGUGGUAUGCUGUUUCUUCGCGAGGACCUUUCCAUCACCGACGACGUUGUGGAGAAAUACCUUCUGGAAGGUAUCAGCAACGUUGCUGCGCUUUCGCUGGGUGCUGGCAUCCCGACGGCGGCGACCUUGCCACAUAUGAUCAUGGACGCGUUCAAGACCCUUCUUGGCGCCUCCGUUGCCACCGAAUACGAGUUCGAUGAGUUUGAUGGCAAGAACCUGCGCAAGGCCGCUCUGGAGGGCAACCUCGGUGGAGGUGUGGCUGACGCUGCUGCCGCUGCCGACACCGGCGCUGCUGCCGCUCCUGCCGCUGCCGCUGAACCCGAAGAGGAGGAUGAUGAUGACGACUUUGGCAUGGGGGCGCUGUUCUAA